AUUUACUCCUCACUCAAUCCCUUUGAGAUACCAGAGGGAUUGAGUGAGGAGUUUUAAGACUAUACUCAUUUCUUUUUCACAUUGUCACCAGACUUUUUACAGACUACACUCACUUUUUUUUACCUCAUCACCAGAUUAGUCCAGCAAGAAGUAUUCUUAUUUAUAAGAGCUUUAUCGAAUAUAACUCACAUAUCAUCUAAUUCACCCAUUUACGUGUACAAUUCAUUGGCUUUUAGUAUAUACGCAGAUGUAUGCCACCAUCAUUCAGUCAACUUAAAACAUUUUCAUUGUAUCUAUGUCAUCCCCUUGAAUAAAAAAGAACCCUAGUUUGCCCUCAUAAAAACAAUACAAAAAAAACCCAUUUUCAUCUCCUUAAACAGAAACUCUAUACUCUUUAGCCGUCAUCCCUCAUCUCCCUACUUCCUUCAUCCCCUCCCCAACCAACCCAAUUUUUAUAUAUAUUUUUUUUCAUUGAUGAACAUGGGCUUCCCCGAUGGGCAGAGCCAGAUAAAGUAGGCUGUAGCUUAACCCAAGAAAUGAAAACAGCUUCUCCUGCUUGCAAUCCUUACCUCCCAAUGUGUCUGCCCCCAGCAGCAGUGGCGUCCUCUUUACUUUUUAGAAAACUGAACAUAAGAUUAGGAUACUCUGAGUGCCAGGCAUUAUGCUAGGUGCUUUCAGAUACACAUUCUCUUGAAACCUUCCCAACAACUGUCAAGGAGACAUGAGCCCCAUUUCACAAAUGAUGAAAUGAAACUCAGGGAAGUUUGGUGUUUUGCCUAAGGGUCACACAGCUGGAAUUAGAACCCAGCUGCCUGACUCCAAAGCCCAUGAUCUUUCCACUUCAUGGGACAGUUUAGGUGCCUGCUUUCCUAGCCCUGGCCCUGAAUCCUGUGUCCUACCGCAGACACCAUCCCUGACUCUCCUCCCAGCAGAUGUGUGGGGGGGUGAGGGGAAGGGUUGGCCUGAUCCAGGAGAUGACCUCCUAGUCUCCAGGCCAAGAGGCUUUCCCUGGGGUUUUCUGCUGCUUCAACAUUCAGCCUAAGUGCCCUCUCCUCCCAUACUGAUUCCACCGCCCUUGUAAAAGAUUGCUCCACAUCACAGAGCCUACUGGCCUGGUAUCCAGCAGGUGCUGAAUUAAUAUCUAUUGGCUGUUUCCUUUUGUUGGUUUGCCUCCUUCCUAUCUUAUACACCUUAUACUGUGACCUAGUCCUAUGCAUCUGGAUUUCCCCAGCGCCCAGCUCUGUGCAGGCACAUAAAAUGUGAAAGCAUUCACUGAACGAAUUAAGAAUUCCUGGAUGGGUCAGGGGACUCUUCCCCCGGACAGGGUGCCAAAAGGCGGGCAGCUCGCGGCACAACCAUCUCCAGGCCUCCAAGGAAACCAAGGGCAGGCGGCUGCGGUGAGCGCAUCGGUGCCCGGCAGGUGGCGCCGCAGUCCCGAAGCCUCGGGUUCUUUCCGCGCCUCGUUGGACGUGGCACUGGGUCACGCAGCCCCUCUUCCUUCCGCCCGGGCAGCCCACCGGUCCGACUGUGCGCACGCUGUGCCCUGUGGGCGCGUCUCGGGCUCCGAUCCUGCCCCGCUCACCGGGCGACCGGCUGCAGGACGCGCCAUGGCACUCCCGGGGUUCCGGGCCCGCGCCUGGGCGGCAGCGGCCAAAGUGGCCCAGAGGCGCCGCCGAGCGGAAGGUGCUGGAAGAUCCCGGAGUCCUGAGCCCGGGAACCAGCGCGCGGCGCUUUACGUCCACUGGCCCUACUGCGAGAAGCGCUGCAGUUACUGCAACUUCAACAAGUACAUCCCGCGUGGUGUGGAGGAGGCUGCCUUGCGGAGCUGCCUGGUGACUGAGGCGCAAACACUGCUGCGGCUCAGCGGGGUGCGGCGGGUGGAGUCUGUGUUCUUUGGUGGGGGCACCCCCAGUCUAGCCAGCCCCCACACUGUGGCUGCUAUCCUGGAGGCAGUGGCCCAAGCAACCCACCUGCCUGCAGACUGUGAAGUCACGUUGGAGGCCAACCCCACUUCAGCCCCAGGCUCCAGGCUGUCAGCAUUCGGGGCAGCAGGAGUCAACAGGUUGUCCAUUGGCCUCCAGUCCCUGGAUGACACUGAGCUCCAGCUGCUGGGGCGGACACACUCCGCCCGUGAUGCUCUGCAGACACUGGCAGAGGCGCGGCGCCUCUUUCCCGGGCGUGUAUCUGUGGACCUGAUGCUGGGGCUGCCGACACAGCAGGUGGGGCCGUGGCUCAGGCAGCUCAAGGAACUGCUGCGCCACUGUGACGAUCACGUCUCCCUCUACCAGUUGUCCCUGGAGCGGGGCACUACCCUCUUCACCCAGGUGCAACAGGGUGUCCUUCCUGCCCCUGAUCCUGAGCUCGCUGCUGAGAUGUACCAGGAGGGACGGGCAGUGCUUGGGCAGGCUGGCUUCCGCCAGUAUGAGGUCUCCAACUUCGCCCGGAAUGGGGCGCUUAGUACCCACAAUUGGACUUACUGGCAAUGCGGUCAGUACCUUGGCAUUGGGCCUGGGGCCCAUGGGCGAUUUGUGCCCCAGGGGGCCGGGGGCCAAGUUCGGGAAGCUCGGAUCCAGACCCUGGAGCCUGACAUCUGGAUGAAGGAGGUGAUGCUGUAUGGUCAUGGCACCCGGAAGCGCACCCCCCUGGGCAAGCUGGAGCUGCUGGAGGAAGUUUUGGCUAUGGGGCUACGCACAGACGUGGGGAUCACUCACCAGCACUGGCAGCAGUUUGAGCCCCAGUUGACCCUUUGGGACGUGUUUGGAGCAAGCAAGGAGGUGGACACAUUGUUGGAGCAGGGCCUGUUGCGGCUGGAUCACAGGGGUCUUCGUUGUUCCUGGGAGGGUCUGGCUGUGCUGGACUCUCUGUUGCUGACCCUUCUACCUCUACUCCAAGAGGUCUGGCAGCAGAGAGCCCUCUCCCCUGUGCCAGAAGGAUGACCAGAUGCUGCUGUAUCAGAGGGACACUGUGCCAGGCUUGAAGCUGCCAUUUUGGCCUGGUGCUGGGUAGCUCGGAUUUGGUGUCUAUAUUUUCCCUCCAGAAGAGGCUCGGACAGUGAGAACCCAUGUGUCUCUCAUCCCUGACACCAUCCACUUCCUGGGACAGACCUGCAUUCUGCAAAGAAAAGGACCUUAAAUAAUAGGAUUGCUACAGACUGAAUGUUUGUGCCCCCCAGAAUUUAUAUGUGGAAACCUCAUCCACAAGGUGGGGCUUUUGGGGGUGAUUAGGUCAUGAGGAUGGAGCCCUCAUGAAUGGCAUUAGUGCCCUACGAAAAGAGACCUCAGGGAGCUCCCUCUACCCUUCCACCACGUGAGGACUUGGAGGGAAGACAGACGUCUCUCAGCCAGGAAGCAGCCUCUCACCAGAUACCAAAUCUGCUGGCACCGUGAACUUGGACUUCCCAGCCUCCAGGACUGUGAGAAAUAAAUAUUUGUUGUCUAAGCCA
Messenger RNA from Rhinolophus ferrumequinum (greater horseshoe bat), 3442 nucleotides. It is a transcript of the gene RSAD1, whose product is annotated as radical S-adenosyl methionine domain containing 1. Bases 1296 to 2936 code for a protein of 546 amino acids. Gene Ontology annotation, molecular function: coproporphyrinogen oxidase activity; 4 iron, 4 sulfur cluster binding. The transcript is spliced from 10 exons. Lineage: Eukaryota; Metazoa; Chordata; Mammalia; Chiroptera; Rhinolophidae. Gene Ontology annotation, biological process: porphyrin-containing compound biosynthetic process. The record is from RefSeq and is a predicted model, not a curated record. Gene Ontology annotation, cellular component: cytoplasm.